AUGAACCGUUCGUUUCCUGGAUGGCGAUAUGAUUCAAAUCAUUCGGAAGAGGCAGAGAAUGGAAGAAUAGUCGUGAUCUGGAAUCCUAUUUUGACAGUAAUCCCUUACUACAAAACGGAUCAGCUUAUCUUAUGUGGAGUGUUUAAUCCUAUUACUAGCAUAUCAAUCACGGUGGGUUUUGUUUAUGCUCAUAAUGUAAGCUCAGAAAGGAUUCCCCUCUGGACUACUUUGAGACUUCUUGCUUCAAAUGAUCUCUUGAGAGCAUCUCCUUGGAUUCUUUUGGGUGUUUUUAAUCAAGUGUUAAGUUCAGCUGAAGUCUACUCUUUCAGACCGUCUUUAUCACCCUUUCAGAGACUAGGUGACUUCAGGGAUUGCCUCUUUGAUAUAGAAUUGUAUGAUCUCUCUUCUCAGGGCUGUCAUCAUACCUGGACAAAUAAGUGUUCUUCUAAUCCAAAGACAAGGAAACUCGAUAGAGCUCUUAUCAAUGAAGCAUGGCAAGACGCCUUCCCAUCGUCUAAUGCAUACUUCGAUGUCCCUGGUUGCUUUGAUCAUUCACCAUGCUUGGUUACCAUCUCGGCUGAAGUUCAGAGAAGGAUCUCCAGGUUUAAUUUUUUUACCUUCUUCACAUUUCAUCCCGACUACCCGAGACUCAUUUCAGAAGCCUGGAACAGUCUACUUCGGCCUUCAAACCCAAUGUUCAGUCUUUACCAGAAGCUAAGAGCGGCUAAAGUGUGUUGCAAAACUCUGAACAACUCUCGCUUCAAUAAUAUUCAGGCAAGGUCAAGAGAAGCAUUUGAGCGUUUGGAAUCUCUUCAGAGACAGGUGCUUUCUAAUCAGUCUCCAGCUAUCUUUGAAGAAGAAAGAGCUGCGAGAGAUUCAGUGUUGCUGUUUGCAACUGCAAAAGAGUCUUUCUUUAGGCUGAAAUCUAGAGUGAGAUGGCUUAGUGAAGGAGAUGCAAAUACAGGCUUUUUUCACAAGUCAGUUAAAGCAAACCUCACAAGGAACGCUAUUCACUUUCUUAAGGAUAAUCAGGGAAAUAGAAUCUCAGAAACUACAGCUUUGAAGAAUAUGGUUUUGGGGUAUUAUUCUGAGCUUAUGGGAAAAGCUAAUCCCGAUGUUCGACCGCCGUCAUUUCCAACGCUCAGCUCCAUUCUUGGCUUUAGAUGUUCUGAAGGCCUUUCACGCCGUUUAUCUACUCUCCCAUCAUUAGAAGAGAUUAAGGAUGCCGUUUUUGUCCUGCCAAAAAACAAGGCGCCUGGACCAGAUGGAUUCACGGUAGAAUUCUUUACUUUGUCUUGGGAUUUGGUCAGAAAUGAUUUAAUUUCAGCGGUGAAAGAUUUCUUUCUCAAUGGUACUUUGACACGGCAAGUGAAUGCGACGGUGAUCUCUCUUAUCCCGAAGAUCCUUGGAGCUUCUGUUCUAUCAGAUUUCAGACCCAUCUCUCUAUGCAACACUGUAUAUAAGGUUAUCUCAAGACUUUUAGCCAAUCGGCUAAAACUUAUUACACUGGAUGUAGUUCAGAGAAACCAAGUGGGAUUUGUUAAUAGUAGAUUGCUCUGCGAGAAUGUUCUAUUGGCUCCCGAGUUAGUGAUGGAUUUUAAUAGGCCAGGUCCUACUUCUCGAGGCUGUGUUCAAAUUGAUAUUACAAAGGCUUAUGAUAAUGUCAAUUGGUCUUUUAUUCUUAAUAUCUUAGAGGCUUUGGGUCUGCCUCAGAAUUUCAUCUCUUGGAUUAAAAUUUGCAUCACUUCGCCUUAUUAUUAUGUGGCAUUGAAUGGAGAGUUGGUGGGUUUCUUUCCGGGAAGGAAAGGGUUGAGACAAGGCGACCUAAUCUCUUCUUCUCUAUUUGUUCUUGCUAUGGAUGUCUUGUCAAAGAGUCUUGAUUCGGAUGCAGACCAGGGAAGGUUCGGCGUUCAUCCUCUAUGUGUAAAUCCUCUAGUAACUCAUCUUAGCUUCGCAGAUUACUUACUGGUUUUCUUCGAUGGGAAAGAGGAGUCUUUGAAGGGCAUUAUUGAGAUUCUAAAGGAGUUUCAGGAUGCCUCGGGUCUGGCUCUGAGUCUAAGAAAGACUAGCUUGUUUUUGGACGGAGACAAUAAUCAGCUAACUCAGGAUUUGGCUACUAAGUUUGGACUCCAAACCGGCUCUCUGCCAGUUCGUUACCUUGGACUGCCGUUGAUGCCUCGGAAUCUCACUUGGCAGGAUUGUCAGCCUCUUAUUGAUAAGGUUAAAUCCAGAAUCUCGUCCUGGACAGUUAGGCCUUUAUCUUUUGCUGGUCGCCUGCAGUUGAUCCAAUCGGUCCUUUAUGGAAUUGUCAACUACUGA
Microthlaspi erraticum is the source of this 2319-nucleotide messenger RNA. The record is from the annotation of a GenBank genome assembly. NCBI's taxonomy places the organism in Eukaryota, Viridiplantae, Streptophyta, Magnoliopsida, Brassicales, Brassicaceae.